AUGAAAAUAACACAUAUUAGGCAGAAGAGUCAUCAUGAUGCGAGAAGAAGAGAUUUGAAAUUUAAGAAAGGUGAUCAUGUGUUCCUUAGAGUUAAUCAUGUGACGUGCGUUGGAUGUGCGCUGAAAUCGAAGAAGUUGACUCCUAAAUUUAUUGGUCCAUAUCAAAUUUCUCAGAGAAUUGGGGUUGUUGCUUAUAGAGUGGCCUUACCAUCCGAUCUUUCGAAUUUACAUGACGUAUUCCAUGUAUCACAACUUUGGAAAUAUAUUCGUGAUCCAUCUCAUGUGAUUAGGAUGGAUGAUGUGCAAGUGAUGGACAAACUUACGACAGAAGCAUUGACCGUGAGAAUUGAGGAUCAGAAAUUGAAGAAGCUGAGAGGCAAAGUGAUUACUCUAAUGAAAUUUGUUUAUGGAGGAGUAGUUGUGAGAGUUGGAGAGCCGAAUAUGGGAAACAUACCCCGAAUUGUUCUCGUCGAGUAA
Lathyrus oleraceus (garden pea) is the source of this 477-nucleotide messenger RNA. RefSeq lists its product as uncharacterized. The transcript has a single exon. The record is from RefSeq and is a predicted model, not a curated record. Bases 1 to 477 code for a protein of 158 amino acids. NCBI's taxonomy places the organism in Eukaryota, Viridiplantae, Streptophyta, Magnoliopsida, Fabales, Fabaceae.